GCCUCUUCUUGUUGUUUUGUUUUUAGUAUUUCUGUAUAAAUCAAAAAUUUCAUUAUGGUGAAGUUAACGGAGGAGAUGGUCGUGGCUCGGACACGAGUGUCCGAUUUCUCUGCUGUGAAGAAACUUAAUUGUUGGGGUACAGAACUGACCGAUGUGACUAUUUUACGAAAAAUGAAAAACGUGGAAGUACUGUCGUUGAGUGUGAAUAAUAUCAGUACGCUUGCCGAUUUCCAAUAUUGCCAAAGUCUUCAGGAUUUGUUUGUAAGAAAGAACAAUAUUAAAGAUUUAAAUGAAGUUUGUUACCUUCAAGGUUUACCAAACCUACGAAAUUUAUGGCUCGGUGAAAAUCCUUGUGCAGACAAAGAAGGAUAUCGGUUAGCAGUUCUCAGAGCUUUGCCAAAUUUACAAAAACUUGAUGACAAAGUAGUGUCAGCAGAAGAAGUGCAAACAGCAUUAACAAGGGGCCAUAUUUUGGUUCAUCCUCUUGAUAUUGAUGCAUCUCCACCUCAGUCAGAUGCAGUGAGUCCAGAAGAUAUUGUCACUGAAUAUAUCGAAGAAACAGAAGUGAUACGUCAUCGAAGAUAUAGUUCCUCAAGCGAUCAGAGAAGCUUUGAAGAAACACAGCACACUCAAGAAGAAUAUCAUGAAUCAGAUCGUAGGAAUGCAAACUAUAAUGCAUCACCAUCUCAUCGUUAUUCGCAAAACAAUCAGUAUACAUAUGAACUACAGAAUGGACAGUCAAAGAGUCACAGCAAAGAUGACACUGUACGUACAGAGUCACGCAACGUCAGUGAAAGUGUGAACACUAACACUGUUGAAAUGAUUAAGGAAUAUGACGAACGACCAGCAGUUUCAAGACAUAACGGUGAAUAUGACGAAAGACGAAGUUAUACAGAAUAUAGUAAUAAUGAAACACCUCAACGUGCAUAUGCACCAACGUCUCCACGUACGCAAUACUCACUGAAUGAAUCCAUGGAUGACAGACGUUCAGAUAGAAAUAAUUACGAAUACGAUAAUAGAUUCAAGCCAGAUUAUGAAGAACAGCAUGACCAAAGAAUAAAGACAGAAUAUGACGAACAACAGCCGCCAUCUCAACCUAGAAGAACGGCAGUCCAUCCUAAUGUUGAGAGGGAAGAUUCGAAUCAAGUACCUGGAUGGGUGAGACAUUCAGAGAAAGAAAAAUGUAGGUCACAAUUUCAUUAUCACAGAAGACCUGUCACAAGGAAUUCGAAUAUACUAUCAGCUGUAUUAUGCUUAGUUAAAGAACUUGAUUAUCCAAGUUUAGAAGUGGUAGAAAUGGCCGUUAGAAAUCGAAUGGACGAGUUAGAGGAAUGAUGUUUCUGACACCGUCCCCAAAACCCUCAGGGGACGGUCGCCUUCUCUCAUAUGGGCAGUAUUUCUUCAAUUCCAAGUCCAGAAUUCUCAGAUUCUCUCGAUUCUACGAUAAUUCCUUGCCAGUGCGCUGAUAAUGAUGCUAAUUGUAAUCUUGACCAAAACACAUGUGACCGGCAUUUGAUCGAUGACACUACUGACAAACGUCAAAUUCGUCGUAAUGGAUGCAUGGACGCUUCUUUGAUGAUGCGAAGUCCAAAAAAUGUAUCAAUAGAUCCAAGUCCGAGGUAUCUUGGAAACAAUCAAUGUGCGUAUAAACUUAGGGACUCUGUACCAGAUAAUUUGAUGUCAGUAGUUGGUAAUUACGAAGAUAGAAAAACCAAUGACGUUAGAAGAGUGGCGAGCAGUGAUAGUAUUCCUCGAGGUGGAUACACUGGUUUGACUUUGAGCCCGGGGUGUAGAGUUUUAAGCCAAGAUUGUGUGAGAAGGUCGAAAAG
Molecule: messenger RNA, 1829 nt
Organism: Dufourea novaeangliae
Lineage: Eukaryota; Metazoa; Arthropoda; Insecta; Hymenoptera; Halictidae
Exons: 10
Coding region: 55-1335 (426 amino acids)
Biological process (GO): cytoskeleton organization
Molecular function (GO): protein binding
Source: RefSeq, a predicted model, not a curated record